CUUGUGAUUUUUUUACCAACAGAAACUCAUAUUUGAGAGGCCACCUCAAAAUGUUCGGAAAAUUGUACUUGCUACAAAUAUGGCUGAGGCGAGUAUUACUAUUAAUGAUGUAGUGUUCGUAGUCGAUUGUGGAAAAGCAAAGGAGACAACUUAUGAUGCACUCAAUAAUACACCUUGUUUGCUACCUUCGUGGAUAUCACAAGCCUCUGCUAGACAGAGAAGGGGUAGGGCUGGUCGUGUGCAGUCAGGCGAGUGCUACCACUUGUACCCACAAUGUGUUUAUGAAGCUUUUGCAGAGUAUCAAUUACCUGAACUUCUAAGAACUCCUCUCAAUUCUCUUUGCCUGCAAAUAAAGAGUUUGCAAGUUGGAAGUAUUGCAGAAUUUCUAUCUGCAGCUCUUCAACCACCAGAACCAUUGGCUGUACAAAAUGCUAUUGGAUUUUUGAAGAUGAUUGGUGCAUUAGAUGAACAUGAGAAUCUUACGUAUCUGGGUAAAUAUCUAUCGGUUCUUCCUGUGGAUCCUAAGCUUGGGAAAAUGCUAGUUAUGGGUGCUAUUUUCCGUUGCUUUGAUCCCAUUUUGACCAUUGUUGCUGGUCUUAGUGUCAGGGAUCCUUUUCUUUUGCCUCAGGAUAAGAAGGAUUUAGCAGGGACAGCAAAGUCCAGAUUCUCAGCAAAGGACUAUAGUGACCACAUGGCUCUUGUCCGUGCCUAUGAAGGAUGGAAGGAUGCUGAAAGAGAAGGAUCUGCGUAUGAGUAUUGUUGGAGAAACUUCCUUUCCGCUCAAACUCUUCAAGCUAUUCAUUCCCUUCGCAAGCAGUUCUCCUUCAUCUUAAAAGAUGCUGGAUUGCUUGAAGCAGACAAUGCAACUAAUAACAAGCUAAGUCACAAUCAAUCAUUUGUCCGUGCUGUCAUAUGCUCUGGUUUAUAUCCUGGAAUUACUUCUGUAGUGCACAGAGAGACCUCAAUGUCUUUCAAGACAAUGGGUGAUGGUCAAGUUUUGCUAUAUGCAAAUUCUGUGAAUGCACGCUAUCAAACAAUUCCAUACCCUUGGUUGGUGUUCGGUGAAAAGGUGAAGGUCAAUACUGUCUUCAUACGCGAUUCUACUGGAGUAUCUGAUUCAAUUUUAAUCCUUUUUGGGGGUAAUCUUGGCAAUGGUGCUACGGCUGGGCAUUUGAAAAUGUUGGAUGGUUAUCUAGAAUUCUUCAUGGAUCCCAGUUUGGCCGAGUGUUACAUGAACCUCAAAGAGCAGCUUGAUGAGCUUGUGCAAAAGAAGCUCGAGGAUCCUGGCAAGGACAUGCACAAGGAAGGUAAAUACCUCAUGCUUGCAGUUCAGGAACUGGUGGCGGGGGAUCAAUGUGAAGGACGAUUUGUGUUUGGGCGAGAGAGCAAGAAGCCUAAAGAGUCUAGUAACAAUGACCGGUUUACAAAGGAUGGGACAAACCCCAAAAGCUUAUUGCAAACGCUUUUGAUGAGAGCUGGGCACCACCCUCCAAAAUAUAAAACAAAGCAUCUGAAGACAAAUGAGUUCAGGGCACUGGUGGAGUUCAAGGGAAUGCAGUUCGUGGGUAAACCAAAGAGAAACAAAGCUCUGGCCGAGAAGGAUGCUGCAAUCGAGGCAUUGGCAUGGUUAACUCACACUAGUGACAAGAAAGGUGAAGAAGACGACAAUUCCCCACCCGACGUGACCGACAACAUGCUGAAACUCCUCGGUAAGCGUCGGAGGUCAAAACGACGCUCAAGUUGACAUGGUGGCUGUAGCUGAAUGACUAAUAAACCCGAACCCAAGUUGCAAUCUGCCCAAAUGUCUGAAUCUUGAUAGUCAUAUUUGGGCUCGUCAAUAGAACAAGGCCACUUAUUAAUUUACACAGAAAUAUUUAUAGGGUUAUACCAUUGUACAGGAAUUCAGGAAUGUAGAGGCAUGUACCAACUUUUUUUAUUGUUUCACAUUAUUUAGAGAGUAGGCGAAUAGUUGGAUCGAUUGUUUCACAUUACUUAGAGCCUAGGCGAAUAGUUGGAUCAAUUCAAUUGAGAUUGCUAUUUUGUGUCAGAAUGGCACUAAUUGGUAUACUGUGAAUUAGUGAAUACCAAGAUUGUAGUGUAUGUGGUCUAAUUUUAUUGAUUAGAGCAGAAUAGCACUAAUUGGUAUACUGUGAACUAGUAAAUACCAAGAUUGUAGUGUAUGUGGUCUAAUUUUGUCGAUUAGAGCAGCAAAAGUGAUGAAUAUUUAUUUCAAAUAAAAACUUGUUCUGUUCGAAA
This is a messenger RNA of Ipomoea triloba (trilobed morning glory), 2256 nucleotides long. RefSeq names its product DExH-box ATP-dependent RNA helicase DExH3-like. The coding region runs from base 80 to 1744 and encodes 554 amino acids. NCBI's taxonomy places the organism in Eukaryota, Viridiplantae, Streptophyta, Magnoliopsida, Solanales, Convolvulaceae. The transcript is spliced from 9 exons. Gene Ontology annotation, cellular component: nucleus; intracellular anatomical structure. The record is from RefSeq and is a predicted model, not a curated record. Gene Ontology annotation, molecular function: RNA binding.